AUGGACACUAGCUAUAGAAUUGAUGAUGCUUAUCUCCUUCCUCCAGAAGUUCGAGAAGUGCUAGAUAGGAAAUAUAGAAUAUUCCAGCGAAUAACAGGGAACUUCCCAGUAUCUCUAGGAAAAGAUGUCAGUAAAAAAGAAAGAGAAGAAAUGCACAACUCCAGCAGCACCUUAACUUAUGGAGAAGUCGAAUUUAUCUCAAUUGGGGAAAUUUUUGAAACAAUAAAAGCAAGAUAUGGGACAAUACCGUCCGGUGGAGUUUUCUAUGACCUUGGAUCUGGGACUGGGAAAGGUGUUAUUGCUGGAGCAAUGCUUCAUAAUUUUAACAGGUGUGUCGGAAUUGAAAUACUUGAAGGACUAUAUAAUGUUUCAGUCCAGCAAAAGCAAGAGUAUGACAACGUGUUUCCAGAAGAAGUCAAGAAUAGCCCUGAUUUAUUCAGUAAUAAGCCUGAGGUUGAGUUUUAUAAAAAUGAUAUGUUUGUUCAAGGCUGGUCAGAUGCAACUGUGAUUUUUGCAAAUUCAACGUGCUUUGAUCUCCAAAUGAUGGGAAAUAUUGCAGAUGCUCCUGUCGCACCUGGGACUUGGGCUUUGACAUUGACCAAAAACUUCAACUCUCCAAAGUGGAGGAUUUUUGAAAGCAUUAGAAAAGUAAUGAGCUGGGGUGAAGCAACUGUCUAUAUACAGCAAAGAUUGCCAUUAGAAUAA
Blepharisma stoltei is the source of this 705-nucleotide messenger RNA. The record is from the annotation of a GenBank genome assembly. Lineage: Eukaryota; Ciliophora; Heterotrichea; Heterotrichida; Blepharismidae.